This is a messenger RNA of Scleropages formosus (Asian bonytongue), 3141 nucleotides long. RefSeq names its product ecto-NOX disulfide-thiol exchanger 2-like. The transcript has 15 exons. Gene Ontology annotation, cellular component: external side of plasma membrane; plasma membrane. Bases 101 to 2152 code for a protein of 683 amino acids. NCBI's taxonomy places the organism in Eukaryota, Metazoa, Chordata, Actinopteri, Osteoglossiformes, Osteoglossidae. Gene Ontology annotation, molecular function: oxidoreductase activity; RNA binding. The record is from RefSeq and is a predicted model, not a curated record. Gene Ontology annotation, biological process: ultradian rhythm.
GCAAGCGAACACCUUAGCGCGCCUCCCUCACAUUUCUCUCGCGAACCGGGGACACGGGAGGAGAGGACUUUAUUAUUCUUCAGCACACGCUCACCGGACAAUGUUUCUCGUCCAGUACACAGGACUAAAUCCACUCACUUUUGACCCAGCCUCAAACAACGAGCCCCUGCAAUUUGGAAACGCCAAUGGUCCACUGAUGACAGAUUGCCCACUGGAGACCAGUGCCGAGAACAGCAAGAAGAGAAAAAGACCAAACCUUCCCACAGAUGGAAUUCGCAGCAUGAACAUGGAUUCUGGUCAGAUGGGCAUGCCUAUGUCAGACCCUGGAGCCUGGGCCACUGCCAUGAACAACCUUGGGAUGGCACCCAUGAGUAUGACUGGGCAGCCACUCAUGUCAGAUUUUGACCCAAGCCUUGGCAUGAUGACAGGCAUUGCUCCAAUGAAUCCCAUGAUGCCCGGUCUUGGUAUCGUUCCCCCGCCAAUCUCCCAGGACAUGCCCGUUGUAAAGGAGAUAAUACAUUGCAAGAGUUGCACCCUGUUCCCUCCCAACCCAAACCUGCCGCCUCCAGCUACCAGAGAGCGUCCUCCCGGGUGCAAAACAGUGUUCGUGGGAGGUCUGCCAGAGAACGCCACAGAACAGCUCAUCGUGGAGGUGUUUGAGCAGUGUGGUGAGAUUGUGGCUAUCCGGAAGAGCAAGAAGAAUUUCUGCCACAUCCGCUUCGCCGAGGAGUGCACUGUAGACAAGGCCCUCUUCCUCUCCGGGUAUCGGAUCCGGUUGGGCUCCAGCACAGACAAGAAGGAUACAGGCCGGCUACACGUGGACUUUGCCCAGGCCCGAGAUGACCUGUAUGAGUGGGAAUGUCGGCAGCGCAUGCUGGCCCGAGAGGAACGCCAUCGCCGACGCAUUGAAGAGGACCUCCUCCGGCCUCCUUCUCCACCACCCAUCGUGCACUACUCCGAGCAUGAGUGCAGCCAGCUUGGGGAGAAGCUCAAAGAUGACUCCCUGUUCCCGGACGCGAUCCGAGUCCUGCUGACUUGGGUGGAGCGUGGGGAGGUGAACCGUCGCAAUGCCAACAAUUUCUACUCCAUGAUCCAGUCCUCGAAUAGUCACAUCCGCCGGCUGAUGAAUGAGAAGGCCACCCAUGAGAAAGAGAUGGAGGAGGCUAAGGAGAAGUUCAAGAAUGCACUGGCUGGCAUCCUGGUCCAAUUCGAGCAGAUUGUGUCAGUAUUCCGCGCUGCAUCCAAACAAAAGGCUUGGGACCAUUUCUCCAAAGCCCAACGCAAGAACCUGGAUAUGUGGAGGAAGCAAGCCGAGGAGAUACGCAACAUCCACAACGAGGAGCUGAUGGGCAUCCGACGGGAGGAGGAGAUGGAGAUGUCCGAUGAUGACAUGGAAGACGCUUCAGAAAGCAAGGACUCAGAUGACUCAGGCCCGGCAGCACAGGUGGAAGCCUUGAAGGAGGAAAACGACAGCCUGCGCUGCCAGUUGGAUGCUUACCGGAACGAGGUGGAGCUCCUGAAGCAGGAGCAGGGAAAGGUGGCAUCGGUGCCCCCGCAGCACAGCGAAGAGGAGGCCACACGCCGACAACAGCUCAGUUUCCUGCAGCAGGCAUUGCAGGGGAUGCAAAAGCAACUCCUGAAGAUUCGCGACGAGCUGAAGCAACGGGAGGCAGAGCUGGAGAGAAGCGCAGAGGAGAAGCAGCGGCUGGAGAGCCAGGUGCAGAGCCUGCAGGAGAGGGGGCGGAGCUUCCCUCUGGCCCAUACGCCCCAGAUGGAGACGGUCGAGCGAGAUGACGGAAUAAGCGAUGAGUCCACUAAUCAGUCCAACGAGUCGGCAGCACCAGCAGUGCUUUCCUGUCCUCAGGAGAAAGAGGCCCCCCUAGAAAAGCUACCACCUAGCCCUGUCAAAUCAGAAAGGGAGGCCCUGCUUGUAGGAAUAAUUUCCACCUUCCUCCACGUCCACCCGUUUGGAGCCAGCAUCGAGUACAUCUGCUCAUAUCUACAGCGGCUGGACACCAAGAUAAGCACCUCCGAGGUGGAGGCCCUGUUGGCACGGCUGCCCUGCACAUUCACACAGCAACUCACGGGCGUGGGUGCCAGCCUUGAGAAGAGGUGGAAGUUUUGUGGCUUCGAGGGCAUCAAGACAACAUAAGUCUUGGAGACGGGCAUGUUGGACUGUCGAGGAAGCACACUUUUUCUGUUGGUCUCACACGAGCGGAGGAACCGGGCCGAGGAGCAGAAGCCAAAGAUGGCGCUCCAGUGCCAGCAGAUUGUCACGCUUCAGGGUUUACAGCUGAACUCAUGGCGGUUCCGUCUGACCCGCUGCAACACGUACUCCAGAACAGCCACCCGAGGAGGCAAUCAGGGUUUGUUGUGUAUCUCCCUACUUUCCAAAACUUUCUUCUGCAUCGGACUCCUCUAAUUUUUUAUAUAUGAAAACAAUCAUGAAUUCAUGUCUUCGCUCAGCAGGGUUGAGUAGCAUACAAAUGUGUAGCCAAACUGAGACAAAAGCAACAGGCGAAAUCUUGAAAACGCAGCAAGCCUUCUGCAAAUCAUAGUCAUCUGGAUAUAUUGCGUUCAUUGGCAGGAACCUGAACAGCUAACACGUCAAAACACUGGAUUCACUCUUUUUUGUACAUGUGGACCAGCUGCCCAGGCUGCAGAGGAGCUCCUUCUCAUCUUGGGAUCUUAAGCCUGCUCAGCUCCUGCUCAGACAUCCUUGCCAGCAACUUAAGACUUGGAGAUACAUCACACCCUGCCUUCCUCUCAACUCCGCAUUCGCUUAUCUCACUUUCAGUCCUCCUGGAGUCGGGAGAUGAUCUAUGAACUCAGCCCACACUUUGCUGGAAGAGAACCUCGAGACUGCAAGUUUUCUUCUGUCUAGGAGAAGGGUUCUGAGGAACAAUCACAAUUAACUGUUAAAGGCAGAGUGGGGAAGGGAAAAAAUUGUCACGCUUCAUUUGAGAACGAUUAUUUAUGCCACCCUACAGGUUUCCAUCUCAUGUAGUUAUUUUUCCUUAUUCCCCAGUUUUUUUCUUUUCAUUUGGUUUUGCAUCGUUUGAAUCUGUCUCAGUCUGUAUAGAGUCUGCAAGUUUUCUCCAUGUUGCCCUCUAACAUUCCAAAGACGCACUUUCAGUUCGA